This is a messenger RNA of Microthlaspi erraticum, 912 nucleotides long. NCBI's taxonomy places the organism in Eukaryota, Viridiplantae, Streptophyta, Magnoliopsida, Brassicales, Brassicaceae. The record is from the annotation of a GenBank genome assembly.
AUGGAUAGCAUGAGUGAGGCAUUUGAUCAAAUGCAAAUGGUCAAGGAUGUUCUAGCCAACAGUGAUAAAGUUUCAGAGGUCCUACAAGAGUCUACUCAUCAGUUCAACCUGCUUACUUCACCCACCUUCCUACCAAAGGUCAAGGAUCAAGGGAAAUUCACUCUCCCUUGCACACUUGGGCAUCUUGAGAUUGACAAUGCCUUAGUGGAUUCUGGAGCAAGCAUCAAUCUGAUCUCUCUCUCCAUGGCAGAGAAGCUAGGCAUUGCUGGAGCCUUGCAGCGCCCUACUACUUCAAUCAUGUUUGGAGAUGCAACUUCUAAGUCUCCUCUUGGAGUGUUCAAGAACUAUCACUUGAAAAUUGGAGAAUGCAUCAUCCAAACUGAUCUCACUGUGAUGGAAAUGGAAGAAGAGAAGGAUUUGCCUCUGUUAUUGGGAACCCCUUUCCUUAGUACAGUUGGCGCUUCAAUAGACUUUCACAAGCAAGAAGUGAUCCUUCACAAGGUGAAUAGUUUGGUGUCAUAUCGCUUGCAGCCUAGAGGUUCAGACUUUUGUGCCACAAUUGACAGUACCACUCUCAGUUCUAAGAGUCAUGGAGCUACAAAGGUUGUGAAGGAAAGGGUUGACAAGGAACCAAGAGUUGGGAAGGAUAAGGAUGAGAGAGGACCAAGGAUUGAGAAGCCACGUCUUGAGAGGGCUAGAGUUGAGAAACCACGAUCUGAUAGGCCAAGAGCUGAGAGACUUGUUCAAGCCCCUUGUGUGCUUGAUGAAGAGAGCCUUCAAGCUUUGUUUGAUGAGCCACUAGGAAGGGCUCUAAAAGAAGGGGAGGAUGUAGCCUCUAAGGCAAGACCAGGGGAUAAAAGAAAAGAUCCACCAGCUCAGGCCCCUUCAUCAAGCCAUCUCAGCUCACAAUGA